Messenger RNA from Electrophorus electricus (electric eel), 4318 nucleotides. RefSeq names its product cadherin-2-like. Gene Ontology annotation, cellular component: intercalated disc; adherens junction; cytoplasm. Gene Ontology annotation, molecular function: calcium ion binding; beta-catenin binding; cadherin binding. The record is from RefSeq and is a predicted model, not a curated record. Gene Ontology annotation, biological process: cell migration; synapse assembly; cell-cell junction assembly. Lineage: Eukaryota; Metazoa; Chordata; Actinopteri; Gymnotiformes; Gymnotidae.
GGAGCUACAGCACGGCACGCGGAGUGGAUACGGCGGGCUGCUGCACGGUGCUGCCGCCUUUGCACUGAAAGGGGAACAUCUCUACCCGACGAAACGAAAAGGAUAAUUUUUUUUUUGCACGGAUUCCGAGGGGGAAAUCCACCACAAAGUGUCCCAAUGCGCCUGCCGGUCGUUUGCUUUCUGCUGUGUCUCCUGGCAGCUUUGCAGAUGGGCACAGGGAGUAGGGUGCCCGAGCCAGCAUGCAGGCCAGGCUUCGCCCAACACGCGUACGAUGCCCCCAUGCCGGAGUCCCUGCUGGAGGGACAGCCACUACUCAUCGUGAAAUUCCACACCUGCGGUCGAGCUGGACGCGUGCUCUUUGAAUGCAGUCAGCCGGCGGACUUCCGGAUCGAGACGGAUGGCGAGGAGCUGGCACUCCGGGUGCUCCGCCCAGCCUCCUCGGCCCCGCCCUCCUCUCCACUGCUCCUCACAGCGCGGGACAUCUCCACCCUGGAGCAGUGGGAAGCCGAGGUCAGGCUCCUCCCUUCAGGAGCCCACAAGUCUCAGGUGCCUGCAGGCUCAGGGCCUCUACCCGAGAUCACGAUUCCCUCACAGCAGGGUGGUGGGGAGCUAAAGCGCGUGAAGAGAGACUGGGUCAUUCCCCCCAUUAACGUCCCCGAAAACUCCAGAGGACCUUUUCCUCAGGAACUGGUCAGGAUCCGCUCGGACCACGACAACAAGGUGAAUCUGCGUUACAGUGUGACGGGGCCCGGCGCCGACCAGCCGCCCACGGGCAUCUUCUCCAUCGACCCCAUCUCGGGCGAGCUGAGCGUGCUCAAGCCCCUGGACCGUGAGAAUAUCCCCAGCUUCCACCUCAGGGCACACGCGGUGGACCUGAAUGGCAACCAGGUGGAAAACCCCAUUGACAUCGUGAUCAACGUGAUCGACAUGAACGACAACCGGCCAGCGUUCGUCCAUCAGAUCUGGAAUGGGAGUGUACCGGAGGGCUCCAAGCCAGGCACGUCGGUGAUGACGGUGGUGGCAGAGGACAAGGAUGACCCUCGCACGCAGAACGGUCAGCUCCGCUAUAAGAUCCUGUCACAGAGCCCCGAGAGCCCCAGCAGCAGUAUGUUUACCAUCAACAACCGCACGGGGAGCAUCAUCACCGUGGCAGCAGGCCUGGACCGUGAGAAAGUUCCACAGUACACACUGGUCAUCCAGGCCACUGACAUGGAGGGGAACCCAAUGUAUGGACUUUCCAACACGGCCACAGCUGUCAUCAGGGUGACCGACGUCAACGACAACCCGCCUGAGUUCACCACGGAGUCUUUCUAUGGCGAAGUGCCCGAGAACCGUGUAAACGUCAUCGUGGCCAACCUGACGGUGACAGACAAAGACCAGCCCAACACGCCGGCGUGGAACGCUGUCUACAAGGUUACCGGGGGCGACCCUAUGGGACGCUUCUCCGUCCCAACCGACCCCAUCACCAACGAGGGACUGGUCACUGUGGUGAAGCCCAUUGACUAUGAGACCAACCGGAUAAUUGUGCUGACGGUGGUGGCCGUCAACGAGGUGGCACUGGAGCGGGGCAUUCACCUGCCCCGCCAGUCCACGGCAACCGUCACUGUGCACGUCAUCGACGUCAACGAGAGUCCCAACUUCGAUCCCAACCCCAAGCUCGUCCGCCUGGACGAGGGCAUGCCGGCCGAGUCGCUGCUGACCACGUUCACCGCCCAGGACCCUGACCGCUACAUGCCACAGAGCAUCAGGUACUCCAAGCUCUCGGACCCAGCCGAUUGGCUGAGGAUUGACGCCAACAGCGGCCGCAUUACCACCGUUGCCGUCCUGGACCGCGAGUCCCCCUACGUCCAGCACAACCUGUACAACGCCACGUUCCUCGCUACCGACAGCGGUGUUCCUCCGGCCAGCGGGACUGGCACCUUGCAGAUCCUGCUACGGGACAUCAACGACAAUGCCCCGCAGGUCUUCCCCCGCGAGGCCGAGGUGUGCGAGAAGCCCGAGCCCAACGCAAUCAACAUCACGGCGCUGGACGGGGACCUGAACCCCAACGCGGGGCCCUUCGCAUUUGAACUGCCCCUUCGACCACCUGAUGUCAGGAGGAAUUGGACCCUCACACGCCUCAAUGGUGACCACGCCCAGCUGAGCCUAAGGAUCAGCUUCCUGGAGAGUGGCAUCUACGAGGUGCCGAUCCACAUCACGGACUCGGGCAACCUGCCCAUGUCCAACACGUCGUACCUGCGUGUCAAGGUCUGCCAGUGCAACCAGAACGGCGACUGCACAGAUCAGGAGCGUAUCAUGGCCGCCGGCUUGGGCACGGGUGCCAUCAUCGCCAUCCUUCUCUGUAUCAUCAUCCUCCUCAUCCUCGUGCUGCUGUUUGUCAUGUGGAUGAAGAGGAGAGACAAGGAGAGGCAGGCGAAGCAGCUGCUCAUCGACCCGGAGGACGACGUCCGAGACAACAUCCUCAAAUACGACGAGGAGGGAGGAGGAGAGGAGGACCAGGAUUAUGAUCUCAGCCAACUCCAGCAGCCGGACACCCUGGAGCCGGAUGCCAUCAAGCCCGUGGGCAUCCGCCGGCUGGAUGAGAGACCCCUGCACCCCGAGCCGCAGUAUCCCGUCAGAUCGGCCGCGCCCCACCCCGGAGACAUCGGGGACUUCAUCAAUGAGGGCCUGAAGGCAGCAGACAGUGACCCCACGGCUCCGCCCUACGACUCCCUGCUGGUGUUCGACUACGAGGGCAGCGGGUCCACGGCGGGGUCGCUUAGCUCCAUCACCUCAUCGAGCAGCGGCGGCGACCAGGACUACGACUACCUCAGCGACUGGGGGCCGCGCUUCCGCAAGCUGGCCGACAUGUACGGAGGCACGGACGAGUGAACGGCCAGCAGAGAGGGCGAGGGAAGGAAGCGGAACGCCGUGUUCGUUUUCCCGCCCUCUGUCGACGGAUGAAUAUAGCUUCUGACAACCCCCACCCCCCCCACCCCGAGAACAGACUGGAUGAGAGCAGGUUAAACAGAAAACACACAAACAGGGAAAAAAAAGAACCAUAAAGCCAAGAUUUGAAAUGAAUAAUAAAAAAAUCAGAACCCUAGGCUUAAUGUUGUAGUUUAGGCAUGUACAUGCUUGUUGAAGGCUUUUGCAGUGGCAGUGGUCUGGGACCAGUGCGAACGGGGAGACUGGUUUUGUGGAUUGUUCGGUAGGCUAUAAUAAGCGCGCAGUUACACUUGAAUUUUACAGUACAGAAGCACUGGGAUUUAAUGUGCCUUUUUGUACAUUUUUUUGGAUCUGAAUGACUAGUUUUAUGUUCAAGGCUUUAAUGGUACUGACAUCUGGAGUGAUCUGAAGUGACCUGGAGGUGUGAGGAAGUGUGUUAACGUCCUCUUCAUCACGCUACCUUCUCCUGCUUACCAACUGCUGUUUGUUGAUGAAGAUGAUGAUGACGAUGAUGACUAUUUAAUGCAUUAUUCAAAAAAAUUGAAAAGCAAGACUCCCAUAGGAAGGACGCACACACUUCAACUCGUGGCACUGUGCAGUGCAGUUUGGUUUUAGUUGACCUUUCUCCUUUUUCCCACAAAUAUGAUGCAGCUGGUUGCAGGAAAAGGGGAGACAAAAAUUCUUGUAGAACAUUACAUUUAACGUUGGUUUCUGAAGUGCUGUGACAUUUUCCCCCGAAAAAGGACAAGAAAUGUUGCCUUUUUUUGUUGUUCUCAUUCAUGUAUUCUUCUCUUGCCUUAGUCGCUGUCUGAUGCCCUCAGUUUUUACUGUAAAAACGUGUGUACAUAAUGUUUUCUGUUUUCUCUCUUCCUUUUGAUUUUGAUGUAGUCUAUAAAGAAGUGCAAACAGUUUCAAUCUUGUAAAUGUAUGAUUUGGGCUACUUUUUUUGCAUGUUUUUAUCUUUUCACAACAAUGAAAGAAAAAAAAAACUUUCCAAAAUUUAUUUACAAAGUACAAAACACUAAAAUCAGCUGAUGUGAAACAUGUAGAGGAUAAAAGAGUUUUUGUAAGAAAAGUGAACAAAAUAAAAACACUAAAAAGUAAAGAAAAAGAACAAAAAUACUCUGUAAAAAUAAAAAAAUAAAAAAUAACAUUGUCAGCACAAGUGUUCAAAUUUGUACCAAAAAGGGGAGGGGCUAGGGUGUGGGAGGGGCUAGGGUGUGGGAGGGGCUUGGGUGCUGUUCCAUCUUUAACUGUUGUAGGAACUAAUGACCGAGUCAGCUUUAAGAGCAGGAAAGGUCUCUGACAUGCUUUGUGGAUGAGCUUAUGUACUUCAAAUGAUUCAUCUGACCCCAACCAUCUAAAUAAAAAUGCUAAUUUUGGAGCUAAA